Molecule: messenger RNA, 2023 nt
Organism: Epinephelus lanceolatus (giant grouper)
Lineage: Eukaryota; Metazoa; Chordata; Actinopteri; Perciformes; Serranidae
Source: RefSeq, a predicted model, not a curated record
AUGGAGAUGAUUGUCCUUGAAGAGGAAUCUGAGAUCUCAGUGGUUAAUGAAAACCUCCAUGAUGCCUCAGCAGAGAAUGCUGCAUCAAAGAUCCACUUUGUUGAAGACAAUGACAUGCCUGCUGCAGUGCCUGGUCUUGAAGAAGUGGGGAACAGUUGCUGCAGAGAUACUGCAGUGUUUCUAGUGUGUUUUGUCUCUCUGACUGGACUCAUACUGUCUGUUUCUAGUGUUAAUUUGUUUGUUUAUACAUCAAAGACAGUUACCAGACACAACUCUGAGUGGGAAUCAAAGACAGACCAGUUACAGACCAGUUACAACAACAACCUGAUUAAAGAAAGAGACCAGUUACAGACCAGUUACGACAACCUGAUUAAAGAAAGAGACUGGUUACAGACCAGUUGCAGCAACUUGACCAAAGAAAGAGACCAGUUACAGACCAGUUGCACCAACCUGACUAAAAAGAAUAACCAGUUACAGACCAGUUACAACAAGCUGGCUAAAAAAAAUGGUGAUCUUCAGAGAAAGCUUGAAGGUAUUGAGGCCAGUUGCAAAAACCUGACUGAGGAGAGAGAGGAACUGAAGAAGAAUCUGCAUGACUUUGCUUCGGAAGGAUGGAUGUAUUUCAGAGGUAGUUUCUACAACAUUUCUUCUACUGAGAAAACCUGGGCAGACAGUAGAGAUGACUGUCGUCGAAAAGGUGCAGACCUGGUGAUUAUCAACAGCAAAGAAGAACAGGAAUUCACAAGACAAUUCCAGAAGUACAUGUGGAUUGGCCUGACUGACUCGGAGACAGAGGGGGUGUGGAAAUGGGUGGAUGGGACUCCAGUGACCAAAAGCUACUGGGGUUCUGGGGAGCCUAACAAUAAAGAAGAUGAAGACUGUGCUGAAAUAAAGUAUCAUGAUAAGGAAAGCAGCUGGAAUGAUGGAAAGUGUUCCCUUUUACACUUAUGGAUUUGUGAAAAGAAAGUCACCGCAACAGUCUACCAGAAUGUUUUAGAGGACUUCAUGAUUCCUUCUGCUGAGGAUCUGUAUGGAGAUGCAGAUUUCAUCUUCCAGCAGGACCUGGCCCCUGCCCAUACCGCCAGAAGCACCAAAACCUGGUUUGAUGCCCAUGCCAUCACAGUGCUUAACUGGCCAGCCAACUCGCCGGACCUAAACCCCAUUGAGAAUCUAUGGGGUAUUAUCAAGAGGAAAAUGAGGGACACCAGACCCAAAAACAAAGAAGGGCUGACAGCAAGCAUCAAGGAAAUCUGGGCUUCCAUAACUCCCAGGCAAUGCCACAGGCUGAUUGCCUCAAUGCCACGGCGCAUCGAGGCAGUGAUUAAGGCAAAGGGAUUCCCAACCAAAUUCCGCAGUGCUUCUGGAUUGGAGAUGCAAGCAGAAGAGAACCACAGGAAUGUGAUCUUUGAGAGAGCAAAGUUUAAUCAGCAGCAUCAAGAAACGGGCGAGACAGCUGACAGUUUAAUUACGGCGCUGCACUGCCUGGCAGAGCACUGCUGUUAUGGUGCUCUACAUGAUGAGAUGGUGAGGGACAGGCUUGUGGUGAGUCUGCGGGACAAACGCCUGUCUGAACAGUUGCAAAUGGACCUGGAAUUGACGCUACGAAAGGCCGUCACCAGAGUCAAACAGACUCUCUAUUCAAACCAAGGAUGGGUGUAUUUCAGUGGUAGUUUCUACUAUAUUUCUUCAAUCAACAAAACCUGGCAAGACAGCAGAGACGACUGUGUGCGAAGAGGUGCAGACCUGAUGAUUAUCAACAGCAAAGAGGAACAGGAAUUCACAAGAAAAUACCGACAGAUAAUGUGGAUUGGACUGACUGACAGAGAGACAGAGGGGGUAUGGAAAUGGGUGGAUGGCACUCUGCUGACAACAAGCUUCUGGCACUCCGGGGAACCAAACAAUUAUGAAGGCACAAACGAAGACUGUGUGGCAGUAAACUACCAUGAUUACAAAAACAGCUGGAAUGAUUUAGAAUGUGUAAUUAAAAACUUCUGGAUCUGUGAAAAGAAAAUGACUCUGUAAA